CGAAAAUCAAUACCGUGUGUCAAUAGUCAGCAAUUUACUAACGCUUUUGAAAUUUGAAGUUUCGACGUUACCUAACGCGUUCGGAAGUUUUAAUGAUGUCCCAGUUCCACAACAACACGAAAGGUAUGACACAGUGCUCAGGGAUAUUAAAUAAUAUGCAUGAAAACAAUAUUUCAAGUCAUCAAUGUAUAGAUGUGCAGAUACAGUGUCCAGAUAAGGCUGAAGAAUCUAUGACCGAAUAUGUAGAAAACCAAAUAAAGCAAGCAUUGCGUGAAAAUCUAGAGAGAGAAGAACCUCAACAUGAAGAUAAAGCGGAACAUAAUUCAACAAAAACUCAGGGUGUUCCCAAUUUUAGAAUGUUAGGGUUAGAAAACAACGAUGAAACUGACAGUAUCAAAACAAACUAUUUUGCGGAAACGAAUAAACAUGAUAGUUCUUCUGUGCAUAAUAGUUAUGACUCAGAAAAACGCGAGAGAGAAGAACUUCAACAAGAAGAUAAAGUGGAACAUAAUUCAACAAAAACUCAGAGCGUUCCCAAUAUUCGAAUGUUAGGAUUAGGAAACAACAAUGAAACUGACAGUAACAAAACAAACAUACUUGAAGAUACAAAAAAACAUAAUAUUUGUUCUGUGCAUAAUAGUUAUGACUCAGAAAAACUAACUAACGCCAGUGUUGAGGCGAUUAUUAAGGAAUAUCGCAACCAGGAGCAAUUUAAUUCUCAAAAUUCAGUAGGUGACGCUCAAGAAAACAUAAUAAAACCAAAAGUAAGAACAGAAAUAACUGUUAUACCUGAUGGAUUUAGUAUUUCUGAAAAGGAUUAUUUUAGUAAAAAACACCAAAAUGAUACUACGAAAAAAAUUGUAGAUUCAAAAAAUUUUAAAAUGAGUAUGGACUUAGAAAGCCAAAAUGUUGGUCAUCCUUUUCAUAAUACAAAGGCUCUUAGAGAAGAAAUGCUUUUCAAUAGAGAGUCUAAAUUAUACAAUGCACCAAGAGAUAUAAAUAGCAUCGAUAAAAAGUCAUUUCAAUCGAUUGAAACACAGAUAGAUAAAGCAGGAACAUCUAAAGUUUUCCAACCAACUAAUAUAGUAGACCAAAUAAAUAAAACAAAAAUAGGUCCGACAUAUUAUAGUGAUCCCAAUGAAUCUUUAGAUAAACUGCUACCCCUAGUAGAAUCUACAAAACAUUUCCAAAAUAUUGUUAAUGAAGAUUAUAUGGAAGAUGUUCCGCUUAGCGUUUUAAAACGUAUAAAAGAGGUAUCGACUGACGAUACGAAAAAACAUAAUAUUUGUUCUGUGCAUAAUAGUUAUGACUCAGAAAAAUUUACUAAAACAAGUGUUGAAUCUAGUUCCACACAAAAUUAUUCCCACGAUACUAACGCCAGUGUUGAUGCGAUAAUUAAGGAAUAUCGCAACCAGGAGCAAUUUAAUUCUCAAAAUUCAGUAGGUGAGGCUCAAGAAAACAUAAUAAAACCAAAAGUAAGAACAGAAAUAACUGCCAUACAUGAUGGAUUUGGUAUUUCUGAAAAGGAUUGUUAUAGUAAAAAUCACCAAAAUGAUACUACGAAAAAAAUUGUAGAUUCAAAAAAUUUUGAAAUGAGUAUGGACUUAAAAAGCCAAAAUGUUGGUCAUCCUUUUCAUAAUACAAAGGCUAGAGAACAAAAUAUGCUUAUCAAUAGAGAGUCUAAAUUAUACAAUGCACCAAGAGAUAUAAAUAGCAUCGAUAAAAAGUCAUUUCAAUCGAUUGAAACACAGAUAGAUAAAGCAGGAACAUCUAAAGAUUUCCAACCAACCAAUAUAGUAGAGAAAAUAGGUCCGACAUAUUAUAGUGAUCCCAAUGAAUCUUUAGAUAAACUGCUACCCCAAGCAGAAUCUACAAAACAUUUCCAAAAUAUUUUUAAUGAAGAUUAUAUGGAAGAUGUUCCGCUUAGCGUUUUAAAACGUUUAAAAGAGGUAUUGACUGACGAGUCUUAUAACAUUAUUUCGUUGUCUGAACAUUCAGAAUCUGAUGGAUAUAAUUCAUCCGACUUUGAAUUUAUAGACGAAGAAGAAGCGAAAUUGAAUACCGGAUUACAAGUUAUGAAUUUUAAUAUUGAUAGCCUGAUUCCCGAUUACUUCAAAGAAGGUCCGAGUACACAGCAAAGAAACCACGAUUAUGAUGAAUUAACAAAUUUGUUUAUGGGAUAUAGUAAUGAAUUGUUUUUGAUGGAGGUCAAAUGUCCUGCUAAUGCUGAAGGGACGGUUGCCGUUCCGCAUGAUAUACACAAUGCUUGGAUUUUUCAUGACUAUCCAGAGCACAAUGACAGAGAAGCAAUAGAAACUUUGGAAAUUAUUCGCGGACUACCGGAAAACAGACGAUGAUAUCCUUAGCAAAUAAAUAUCUUAUGC
Leptidea sinapis is the source of this 2384-nucleotide messenger RNA. RefSeq lists its product as uncharacterized. The transcript is spliced from 3 exons. The coding region runs from base 93 to 2357 and encodes 754 amino acids. The record is from RefSeq and is a predicted model, not a curated record. NCBI's taxonomy places the organism in Eukaryota, Metazoa, Arthropoda, Insecta, Lepidoptera, Pieridae.